This is a messenger RNA of Exaiptasia diaphana, 1322 nucleotides long. RefSeq lists its product as uncharacterized. The record is from RefSeq and is a predicted model, not a curated record. Gene Ontology annotation, molecular function: chromatin binding. Gene Ontology annotation, cellular component: pericentric heterochromatin. Gene Ontology annotation, biological process: chromatin organization; negative regulation of transcription by RNA polymerase II. Bases 164 to 844 code for a protein of 226 amino acids. Lineage: Eukaryota; Metazoa; Cnidaria; Anthozoa; Actiniaria; Aiptasiidae. The transcript is spliced from 3 exons.
UGAAAUUCUAUACGAAGAGCAUAAUACACUAUUUUACCUAUUGGGUUUACAUUGGUCAGUAAAAUUUCAGUAAAGAAGGUUCAUGGCGAGAAAUUCCAUACAGUUCGCGCGGUCAGCGGAUUUGCAUUGCAGGCGCGUGUUAUGAUAUGCAUGCUGCACUAAUAUGGCUGCCAGUAGCGUUAAAAAACAAACCUAUCCCGGUUUCUACAAACAACUUAAUGAGUCAAUAAGUUGGUUUCUGGAGCCUGUAAGCAAUAAGAAGAAAAGCAAAAAGUCAAGUGGGCCUUAUUAUCCAGUAGAAAGAAUAAUUACAAAGAGAAAAGUCAAUGGAAGUACAGAAUAUCUUGUUAAGUGGGAGGGCUACAGCUCGUACUCCUGUAGCUGGGAAGACGAAAUGAAUCUGRCAAGAGACCUUUUACAAUCGUACGAAAAGCCUAUCAUWAACAAGACAAGGCUGCAGUCUAAUAUUGACAAUCUUUGCAACAACAUUAUAGCAAAGCUCAAGAGCACGUCAAGGGCCCCACUUUCAUUCAACUUUGAYCAUGACUGUUUUCGUUUUUUGUUUGGAAACAAAGGAAAUAUAUCCAAGGAUGGGAAAGCUUUUAUGAUGGAGAGGAAAGAUUUUGCCGAAUGUCAUUUUUUCAACAACUGGGAUCAGUCCUUGGACAGCAAUGGGGAUGGGGUGGUCAUAGAAUUCCCUAUGCGGGURAGRUUARUUCUCUCUUUUUCUCCACAUGUCACUGUAUACCAGGAUGGAAAGCUCUUUAAGCAACCAAGAAUGCCAAUUGAGAAACUAAAAAUUGACUUUGUUCGUAAGCCAUACUCUGCCACUUUGUUGUCAUAGUAUACCUUAAAGCAGAUCAUAAAUUGUAACUCCAUAGCUGGAAAAAUGUGAAAAACAAUUAUCCUUUUUUGUACUUUGUUGUGAAAACGUGUUCUUACUAAAAUAAAGCAAAAAGAAUUUGAAGUCUCUAUCUUUCUUUUUUUCUAUUAUUAAAGUAAAUGUUUGGUAGAAACUGCAGCAUCAUAAUUUUUACUCUAACUUGAAGUUUAAUUUUCAAAUUGAAAUGUUUUGGUCAUGUCCAUAAAUAACAUUGUAUUAACCGAUUAUCUCUGUGUCACUCAGUGGAACCAAUACUGAUGAAUACAUACAAAAAAGAUCUAUAACACACAAAUCCAUGAGGAUCAAUGAAUAUGAAUUUAUAUAGUUAAAUAAAAUAUAACAUACAAUAGAUAAAAACAUGAAUCCACGAGGAUCAAUAAAUAUGAAUUUAUAGAGCUCAAUAUAUACAAUAGAUAAAAACUUAAAUCCAUGAGGAUCA